Molecule: messenger RNA, 1778 nt
Organism: Acaulospora colombiana
Lineage: Eukaryota; Fungi; Glomeromycota; Glomeromycetes; Diversisporales; Acaulosporaceae
Source: the annotation of a GenBank genome assembly
AACCUCGAGAAAGACAUGGUCAGCAGUGCAGCUCAACUACACCAGUACUCCUUCGUCGACAGAGAAAAGGCUUCUAUCGAGGUCGAUAUUGAGGACGACUAUGUUGUUUUCAACAAUCUAAAUAAAGAUUUCCAAAGUAGAGGGUAUUCUCGCAUGCCAUACCGUGUCAAGUCGACAGAAGUCAGCAUUGUUCGCAGUGUCAUUCAAGCAGCUAGUGACUUUCACACACACUUGACACGUGCACCUCAGGAUGGAGUGCUUCGCGAGUACGUCGACGUAGAAUUUGUAAAAGUCAAAAGGCCACUGGACCGAAAUUUUGGUCCAAUGGCCCAAGAUGCGGAUGCAGGGAACCUUUGCAAAAAUGGUUUGGUUGAGGUUACUGCUGGAGAAACUCUAUACGGAAUCAAGAUCACCAAUAACUCGCCUCUCCCGCUAUAUCCCCACCUCUUCCUGUUCGAGUGCAAGUCCUAUUAUACACCUCCAAUUGUCGCUGAGCAGGAUCAUGAGGCGCCACUUCAACCUAAAGGUACCUUUACAAUCGGCUAUGGGAGAGUAGGCGAAACUCCAUGGACCCAUUGCGUUGGAGAUGACGAAGAGGUUUAUCAGAGCGGAAAAGUCGUUCAAGAUGAACAGGAUAUAGACAUCUGCGUCUUCAAGCUGUUCUUGACAAGCAAACCGACAGAUCUUUCCGAUAUUGAGCAGCCUUCCCCAUUUCCUGGAGAUGCUCGGAAAACGAGAAGAUACAAAUGGGGAAAAGAAGAGUGGGAUGCGGUUUCAAUCACUGUAGUUCCAUAUAUUGAAAGCCAGCCUUUUGAAGAGAGGAACCAAAGCUGCGGCGCACCUGAUGCUGCCCAAUUGCAGAUGGCUGGUUUUGAUCUCAAUGGCCUCACCGCCCUCACUUCCUUCCAAACGUCACUUGCCAAAGUUAUCCGGAUGCCGUGGCAGCGCGUAGUUCAUUAUGUUACUAGCAAAUUCGGCUUGAAAAGAGAUAAUUCAAAGAUAAUAACUUUGGGGGCGGGUCCUGUCAAAUCCACUGGACCGAGCCAGCUCCCCGAAGAAUCCAUUGACGAUCAACCCCGCCACCUGAGUGCCCUGCUCAUAGGCAUCGAUGACUACCUUGAUCCUAACGAUCGAUUGUUGGGGUCGGUGAACGACGCCAAAGACUUGGAAAGCUAUUUGAAGGAAGUUUAUCCUUCCGCUCGGAUUAUUUCUCUUCAUAAUAAUGAAGCCACACGUGAUUCUAUCAUCGAAGCAAUUAACAGCUUGAUUCAUGACGAGAUGAUUGAACGCCAAGAUCCUAUUCUGAUCUUUUAUGCAGGCCAUGGGGGCGAGGCUGAGCCUCCUGUAGACUGGGGCCUCGAAGGAAAGAAGAUCCAGGCGCUUAUACCGCAAAAUUAUGCCGACGGUAGCAAUGUCAUCACGGACCGAGGUUUCUGUGCUUUGCUCGAGGAACUUCGCAAGGCGAAAGGGGACAACAUAAAAGGCACCCGUCGAACCAGGGCGAUCCGCCUCACUAAACCACUCCCCAAUAAUGUGGAUAGUGACAUUUUUACGAGGAAUGGCACCGAUGGAGCUCAACAAACGUCGAGUACCAGGUCUUUUUACAAUCAAGCUGUCUCGUCCCACGUGCUUUUGGCUGCCUGUGGUGAGAGCGAGUUCGCCAUCGAGGACGGAGGUCGAGGUGCUUUUACCAGAGCAUUAUUGGAGACUAUAAAACGGUUAGGCUUUACCAAGUUCACUUAUUCGGAUAUCAUCAGGAACCUGCCAGCCCUACCUAA